AUGAGUCAAAAUCCCAGUACCCAACCUAUAAAAAUUGAAGAGAAUAUUUCUUAUCAAGAUAUCAUAAUCUAUACCGAUGGUUCAAAAAUUGAAAACAAAGUUGGGUGCGCUUUUGUUGUUUUUUCUGACAACACUGAAAUAUAUCAUCAAACAUUUAAAUUGGGUGAAUUAUCCACAAUCUUCCAGGCUGAGAUGAUUGCAAUUCUGGAGGCCAUUGUGUGGACAAACAGAGAAUACAAACUCAAAAACAUCAUCAUUAUAAGCGAUAGUGCAUCUGCUUUAGCAAUAAUUAAAAGCACCAAAUUAAAUCCAAUUUCUACAAAAAUUAAAGAACAAAUAACUGCCUCUAAAAACAAUUAUAGUUUCAUGUGGACCAGAGCACACGAAGGAACUAUCGGGAAUGAAAGAGCGGAUGAAUUGGCUAAGUCGGCCACUAAUGACCAAAAUUUAACGAUAUCAUACAACAAAAUUAGUUUACAGACAGCUAAAAAACUUUUAUGGAAUGAUGUUUUGUAUAAAUGGCAGCAGAAAUGGAAUACAUACAAAGAGAAAACUACGUACAAGUUCUUCCCAAUUAUAAAGGACAUAUACAAAUAUCAUUGGAUACAACCUACACACUUAUUAACACAAUUCUUCACUGAUCAUGGAAAAUUUGCANUUAAAAAAAAAAAUUGUUUAUAUUUUGUUAACUAA
Messenger RNA from Centruroides sculpturatus (bark scorpion), 693 nucleotides. RefSeq lists its product as uncharacterized. Gene Ontology annotation, molecular function: RNA-DNA hybrid ribonuclease activity; nucleic acid binding. Lineage: Eukaryota; Metazoa; Arthropoda; Arachnida; Scorpiones; Buthidae. The coding region runs from base 1 to 693 and encodes 230 amino acids. Gene Ontology annotation, biological process: DNA replication, removal of RNA primer. The transcript has a single exon. The record is from RefSeq and is a predicted model, not a curated record.